GGCCUGGGUCCCUGAGGCCAGGCGGGUGCGAGUGAAGGGCGCAGGAGGGGUGAGGUUACGUCUCCCUGGAGCCCCGCGCCGCUGGCUUUUCAGCGACUCGCCCGGAGCCUGCGGCCAGAGCCCCAGACCGCGCCGACUGCGCCCGCCUCCGCCUCCCUGCACCGUGCGCCUCGCCCAUGUCUCAGUACGCGCCCAGCUCGGACUUCAAGAGGGCUUUGGACAGCAGCCCCGAGGCCAACACUGAGGAUGACAAGACCGAGGAGGACGUGCCCAUGCCCAAGAACUACCUGUGGCUCGCCAUCGUCUCGUGUUUUUGCCCCGCGUACCCCAUCAACAUCGUGGCUUUAGUCUUCUCCAUCAUGUCUCUGAACAGCUACAAUGAUGGAGACAUCGAAGGAUCCAAACGGCUUGGGAGGAAUGCCAAGUGGGUGGCCUUCGCCUCCAUCAUUAUUGGCCUUCUCAUCAUUGCUAUUUCUUGUGCAGUUCACUUCGCACGAAAAUUGAAACAAUUUAAAAGAUGGAUAAUGUCAAGUGCCUGAGCAGCCAGCAGUCAGCCAGGAGCAUGGAGGACGGACCUCAUCCACACACACCCCAAAGGAGUUUCUGAGGAAUGGAUCCUGACUUCAGACUGUGAGAUCUUUUCCUCCAGGGCUCUCCCUGGCAAAUAAACUAAAAACGAAACGAAAAAAAAAAAUGUCCAAGAUUUAGGAAAACCAGGCAGCAAAGCCAGGUCAGCCUGUGUCAUUGUUUGUUUUUUUUUUUUUUUUUUUAAGAAAGAAAAUCAAGUCUCACUGUUUCAGUUUAUCAAAAGCCAUUGUGUCCAUGUGUCCAUUCCUCUUCUCCAGAGAUAAGCCUCAGAAAAUCUCAUUACUUUUAAUGGGGGAGAGGGGUCCAGAUCCGGAAGGAGAGGGAGGUUCUGGGAAGAGCAAUGGAUGCUGGUGUUUGCGAUGUUGAGCACAUUUGUAGCAUGUUUAAAGUCAUCAAAUAGAGCUGAAUUUGUGGAUUGUUUCCUUUUAUUUUUACAUGUUGUAGCUUCGCUUCAAUCUUCAGUAGCUCCUCCUCCAUCAGUUCCCCAGAGUUCACCAUCCCAUCUUUGAAGACUCCGAUGAAGGAGCUUUCUGGUCUUUUGUCUUGAUCUCACUUUUCGUAACUCCCUCCCACCGACCCCUUCCUUGCAUCCACCCUGGGUGAACUUGACCACAGCCACAGUUUUCACUCAGACUCUGAGAAUGGACUUAGUGGUCAAUUCUAGGUACACGGCCACCUUUCCCAUCCCAGUUUUGGGGAUAUACUGGCUGUGUUUAUGGAAUGUGCUUUUAUUCAAUCUCUCUCUCCCCUCUUUCUCUCUUUAGCAAGUCUCAGGCAAGACCUUUGAUUUUCCUGGAUGCCACCUGGAAAUGCCACCCACUAUUUAUUUUCUGUCAAAUGUAAACCCUUUAGGUGUGACUAUACUGGUUUAACAAGGCCACCAUUAUUCUGCCUUCCAGAAGACGCUGACCCCGUGUGCAAGACAUACCGCUGGUGGUACACAAAGAUAAUUUUCAAGUCAUUUAAAGCCACAACAUUAAGUGACACUGAAUCACAAAGAACAUUUGCCCUUUUCUAUUCUUUUGCAAUCCUGAUUACAGCUCAGAGAAAGUCUCUGUGUAGUGCUCACAGGUCCUUAACACCUUUCUGAUCCUUUGGCUCUUUUUCCUUCUUAAUAAAGAAAGAGCAGGCCUCA
Messenger RNA from Physeter macrocephalus (sperm whale), 1723 nucleotides. It is a transcript of the gene TMEM233, whose product is annotated as transmembrane protein 233. The transcript has 4 exons. Bases 177 to 539 code for a protein of 120 amino acids. Lineage: Eukaryota; Metazoa; Chordata; Mammalia; Artiodactyla; Physeteridae. Gene Ontology annotation, cellular component: membrane. The record is from RefSeq and is a predicted model, not a curated record.